This is a messenger RNA of Colletotrichum paranaense, 399 nucleotides long. RefSeq lists its product as uncharacterized. The record is from RefSeq and is a predicted model, not a curated record. NCBI's taxonomy places the organism in Eukaryota, Fungi, Ascomycota, Sordariomycetes, Glomerellales, Glomerellaceae. The coding region runs from base 1 to 399 and encodes 132 amino acids. The transcript is spliced from 3 exons.
AUGGCCGAGCAAAACGUUGGUGCCGUCGUUGCCCUUUCGCCCCCGGAGGAAGGCGACAAUGUCUGGGAGGCGAAGCAGGUUGAACUCGUCCGCAACCUGCCACCCGGAGAUGACCAGGGACGCCAUUCUAUUGACUGGAGCUUUGGACCUGUCAAGAUCAGCGGCUACGUCGAUACAAACACCUUUGAAGUCGGUCUGACCGUCUCAAUCGCCGGCAUCAACAUUGGCAACAUUUUUGGCAAUCUCAAGGACGGUGUUGGUCUCAAGAUCAACCUUUUGGCUGCUAAGGGCGAGAUCAGAGUUUACCUCAAAAACGGGAAUGAGGUCUGGAUUCACCUUGACGUCAAGAUUGUCUUCGAUGGCCACUAUGAGGGAGAUUACAAGAUCAUCACUAUCUGA